UUUUAUUCUUCCAUAAAGUAGACAUUUAAAUAUGCUCAUGUUUCUGGACUACACGUAGAAUUGCAUUUUGCAAGAUGAAUUUUAUAUUAAUUUAUUUAUUCGGAAGUUUAUUGGAGUGCUACAAAGGAUUUAAGAUUGAGAACGGCUACAUAGGCCAACAUUGUCGCGAUGGAUACAAGCCUGUGGCUUGGUGGUACAUAUACAAGCCUCCAGCGGGCGUGGUCCAUCCAAGCGGACAGAAUUUCAGCUUCUUAACGCCUGACACGGAGGGACGGUGGAUACAGUCGCUUUACGGCAUCACUGAAGCCGAUAUGCUGAGUAAAACUUUGAAGCCCGACUACAAGCAGCGUUCAUACAUGGACCGCGGUGGCAGAGCAAUGGUCAUAUUCGAGUCUCGUCACGGCGCGCCCGGGUCUUCGGCACGCGGGGUCGUGAUGGCAGAUCAGGAUGGCGGGUUUCUGCUGACGCAUACCGUGCCCGGGUUUCCGCAGAAAUCCAGAUCACUUCCCUUGUUCCCAUUCGAAGAGCUGGAGAGCGGACACUUACUAGCUUGCAUCUCUCUGGAUUUUAGCGCUCUGAACAAGGUCGCUCGUGCCAUAAAAGAGGUCGCGCCGAACAUCACAUACUCACACAUGCCUGAAACGCUGGCCCAUCUACUACCGGAAUGGAACUUCGACAGACCUUUCCCGACUCUUUCUCCCUUCAGGCUACGGCCAUCGAUAUAUUCUCUUAAACGAGUGAAUAGAACGGGGGAGAUCCCUCGGCCCUCAGAGGCUCCGAUCUACGAUAGCAACAAUGGUCCUUUAGAAGCGGUGUUGGUGGCCAGGCCGCCGGGAGUGAAGAGCUGUAUCUACUCUUCGUUUGCAGCGCGGCAACUGGUCAUGCUGAAUGUGUAUGGACAAUCGCGAAGUACGUUUCUUACUACGACGUGCAGUCAGAACUUUGGCGUCCGCAACAUUGAGUUAAUCUCCUUUAAAUACGAAGGUGACGAUGGGCCCUCAGGUCCUGUCUACUACGUGCCGACCAAAAGUAGCGACUACACCUGGUUCGCCGUCAGCACGGCAGCACAUUGGCAGCAAAGAGGCAAGGGCCCGCAGCAGUUCUGGGUGUGCACCAGCCUGGUGGAUAAGGAAGAUGUUAAGGGAGAAGGGGGCUUGUUGUUGUGUUUGCAGAAUUACAAUUUGUGGGUGGCGUUUGAUAACUUGAAGGUUACUGAGCCCUCUUGCGAUUAGCGAUUAAAUUUUACCUGUCAGGCAUUAUCAUAAGCAUAUAUCUUUGUCAUAAGUAAGGUAACCAUCAUGCUCCGCGAUUGUUACGCCAUUUAUGGUCCUAGCUAAAUUGGUUGUUCAAUACUUACGCUAUGGAAUGUCCAAUUUAGCUAGAACCCUAAAUGCCGUAACAAUCACGAAGCGUGACUGUAUAUACCUACGAGUAUUAAUUCGUUGUAUGACGUUUUCCUUCUAUUCGAACACAGUAGGUACUUAAGUAUAUCAAUGAGAUACUUUUUGAGGUUAACAGUGGGUACGGUGUGUUCUAUGUUUUCGUUAUAAAAUAAAAGUCCUUUUAAUAGAA
This is a messenger RNA of Cydia splendana, 1572 nucleotides long. Its product is annotated as deoxyribonuclease-2-alpha-like. The transcript is spliced from 5 exons. The coding region runs from base 75 to 1232 and encodes 385 amino acids. Gene Ontology annotation, biological process: apoptotic DNA fragmentation. Lineage: Eukaryota; Metazoa; Arthropoda; Insecta; Lepidoptera; Tortricidae. Gene Ontology annotation, molecular function: deoxyribonuclease II activity. The record is from RefSeq and is a predicted model, not a curated record.